GCUCGCAAUCCGUGAUGCGAUGGCUGACAUGGUCAUGGACAAGGACAAGUCAUUUUUUUCCUUUUUCCAAAAGAGAGCUCCUAGCCACCCGCCCCCCUCCGCGCUCCGACAGUCCGGGUUCAGUAUUGGCAUCAUCUCAGUCAUUUAUCCUGAUCCAGAGCAUUAAUAACCGAAGCUUCGGUCAUCUGGUACGUAGUCUGGCCAAGAGUCAAGGGAUCAAGAUGAGCGAGCCCGGUCAACACGAGAUGCCCUUGCCAACCGGACCCAACAAGCCGGGCGGUGUACGAUAUCAACGAGGGAUCUUGCGAACAUGAACCCUGCCUUGUCGCCCUCCUUGUCAUCUGGUUGUCGGGAAAGCUUUCAGUGGAUGGUACUGUUCGGGUCGUCUUUCCACAAUGUGUUCGUGAAGAUGACAUAAUGUAUUUAUAAUAUAUACCUAUGUAAGAAUGCGCAGCGUGGAGAACUA
Molecule: messenger RNA, 466 nt
Organism: Neurospora crassa OR74A
Lineage: Eukaryota; Fungi; Ascomycota; Sordariomycetes; Sordariales; Sordariaceae
Exons: 2
Coding region: 15-314 (99 amino acids)
Source: RefSeq, a predicted model, not a curated record